Messenger RNA from Paramuricea clavata, 2055 nucleotides. The record is from the annotation of a GenBank genome assembly. Lineage: Eukaryota; Metazoa; Cnidaria; Anthozoa; Malacalcyonacea; Plexauridae.
GACAAGGUUCCUGACUGUGAGAACAUGGCUCUUGACGGUGAGGGCAAGGUUCCUGACGGUGAGGACAAGGUUCUUGAUACUGAGGACAAGUUUCUUGACGGUGAGGACACGGUUCCCUGACGGUGAGGACAAGGUUCCUGACGCUGAGGACAAGGUUCCUGGCAGUGAGGACGAGGUUCCUGACGGUGAGGACAAGGUUUCUGACACUGAAGACAAGGUUCCUGACGGUGAGGACAAGGUUCCUGACGGUGAGAACAACGUUCCUGACGUUGAGGACAAGGUUCUUGAUACUGAGUACAAGGUUCCUGACGGUGAGGACACGGUUCCUGACGGUGAGGACAAGGUUCCUGACGGUGAGGACAAGGUUCCUGACGGUGAGGACAAGGUUCUUGACAGUGAGGACAAGCUUUCUGAUACUGAGGACAAGGUUCCUGACGGUGAGGACACGGUUCCUGACGGUGAGGAUAAGGUUCCUGACGCUGAGGACAAGGUUACUGUCGGUGAGAACAAGGUUCCUAACCGUGAGGACAAGGUUCCUGACGCUGAGGACAAGGUUCCUGACGCUGAGGACAAGGUUUCUGACGGUGAGGACAAGGUUCCUGACGCUGAGGACAAACUUCCUGACGCUGAGUACAAGGUUUCUGACGGUGAGGACAAGGUUCCGGACGGUGUGGACAAGGUUCGUGACACUGAGGACAAGGCUCCUGACGCUGAGGACAAGGUUUCUGACGGUGAGGACAAGGUUCCUGACGGUAAGAACAAGGUUCCUGACGGUGAGGACAAGGUUCCUGACGGUGAGGACAAGGUUCCUGACGGUGAGAACAAGGUACCUGACGGUGAGGACAAGGUUCUUGACAGUGAGGACAAGAUUCCUGAUACUGAGGACAAGGUUCCUGACGGUGAGGACACGGUUCCUGACGGCGAGGUCAAGGUUCCUGACGCUGAGGACAAGGUUCCUGACGGUGAGGACAAGGUUCCUGACGGUGAGGACAAGGUUCCUGACGGUGAGAACAAGGUUCCUGACGCUGAGAACAAGGUUCCUGACGGUGAGGACAAGGUUCCUAACGCUGAGGACAAUGUUCCUGAUGCUGAGGACAAGGUUCCUGACGCUGUGGACAAGGUUCCCGACGGUGAGGACAAGGUUCCCGACGCUGAGGACAAGGUUCCCGAUGCUGAGGACAAGGUUCCUGACGCUGAGGACAAGGUUCCUGAUGCUGAGGACAAGGUUCCUGACGGUGAGUACAAGGUUCCUGACGGUGAGUACAAGGUUCCUGACGGUAAGGACAAGGUUCCUGACGGUGAGGCAAGGUUCCUGACGGUGAGGACAAGGUUCCUGAUGGUGAGGACAAGGUUCCUGACGCUGAGGUCAAGGUUCCAGACGCUGUGAACAAGGUUCCAGACGCUGAGGACAGGGUUCCUGACGGUGAGGACAAGGGUCCUGACGCUGAGGACAAGGUUCCAGACGCUGAGGACAAGGUUUCUGAUCCUGAGGACAAGGUUCCUGACGCUGAAGACAAGGUUCCUGACGCUGAGGACAAGGUUCCUGACGCUGAGGACAAGGUUAACGUUCCAGACGGUGAGAACUAGGUUCCAGACGCUGAGGGCAAGGUUCCUGGCGGUGAGGACAAGGUUCCUGACGGUGAGGACAAGGUUCCUGACGGUGAGGACUAGGUUCCUGACGCUGAGGACAAGGUUCCUCACGCUGAGGACAAGGUUCUGACGCUGAGGACAAGGUUCCUGACGCUGAGGACAAGGUUCCUGACGCUGAGGUCAAAUGGAAGAAGCUAAGGACCUUGGUUGAGCUCGGUUUGCGGCGUUAGUGACGAACCGAACAUAGAGGACAUAAAAUCGGGGAAAUUUCAUUUGAUAUUUGGAUCGGCCGAAAACGUUCUUGAGAAGUGUUCAGUUGACGCUUUAAAAUAUUCAAGUUGUCAUUUGCGUAAUCGUUUGGUUGCAUUUGUUAUAGACGAGUCUCACGUCGUUGAGACGUGGACUGGGGAAAGGAAAAUGCAAAUUCAAAAUGCACAUUUUAUUUUGGUGGAUGGUCCCGUAUAA